UUUGCUCCAAAGCCAGACAAGACAAUUAAUAGCUAUUUAAAUCUUAUUUAUAGUAAUUCUAAAGAUAAUGAAACUGAUGAUAAUAUAUUUGAUGAUGAUAUACCUUUUAAUAACACUGAAUUACAAAAUAUAAAUCAAGUUGCUGAGUUAGAAGAUGUAGACCAAGUUGAGUAUUUGCUAUUAGCUACUACUACUGGGUUGUUAGAUAAA
This is a messenger RNA of Racocetra persica, 210 nucleotides long. The record is from the annotation of a GenBank genome assembly. NCBI's taxonomy places the organism in Eukaryota, Fungi, Glomeromycota, Glomeromycetes, Diversisporales, Gigasporaceae.